Messenger RNA from Chiloscyllium plagiosum (whitespotted bambooshark), 5678 nucleotides. Lineage: Eukaryota; Metazoa; Chordata; Chondrichthyes; Orectolobiformes; Hemiscylliidae. The record is from RefSeq and is a predicted model, not a curated record.
CGGGAACGAGCAGGCGGGCGGCCGCCAUUUUAGUGAUCGGUAGCCGGGCGGCGGUGGCAGCAGCAUGAAUCCCGUCAGGUGUAGACUCUCCGCCUUGAUAACUUGCCUCCUACUCAGCCUUCCCAUCGUCGCGUCCGCCGGCAAAGUUAACAAGCACAAGCCAUGGAUAGAAACUACAUAUCAUGGUAUUGUUACAGAAAAUGAUGUCUCAGUCUUGCUGGAUCCUCCACUAAUUGCCUUGGAUAAAGAUGCACCUCUACAUUAUGCAGAGAGGUAUGAGGUGACAUUCACCAAACAAGGUGAGAUUUGUGGAUUUAGAAUUCAUGGACAGAAUGUACCAUUUGAAGCUGUGGUGGUUGAUAAAACCACCGGUGAAGGUGUCAUACGUUCAAAAGAGAAGAUGGACUGUGAGUUACAGAAAGAGUAUACCUUUACUAUCCAGGCAUAUGACUGUGGAGAGGAUCCCGAUGGAGGAAAUAUGAAGAAGUCCCAUAAGGCCAAUGUUCAUAUCCAGGUGAAUGACAUAAAUGAGUACGCCCCAGUUUUCAAAGAGAAGUCUUACAAAGCCACAAUCAUUGAAGGAAAGAAGUAUGAUAGCAUCUUGAGAGUGGAAGCAAUCGAUGCAGACUGUUCACCUCAGUUCAGCCAGAUCUGCAGUUACGAAAUUGUUACUCCUGAUGUGCCAUUCACUAUUGAUAAAGAUGGGUAUAUUAAAAACUCUGAGAAGAUUAACUACAGCAAAGACCGGCAGUAUAAGCUUGCAGUAACGGCUUAUGACUGUGGGAAGAAGCGUUCGACAGAAGAUGUUCUUGUUAAGAUCAGCAUUAAACCCACAUGCAAACCUGGCUGGCAAGGUUGGAGCAAACGAAUUGAAUAUGAACCUGGCACUGGAAGUUUGGCAUUGUUUCCAGCUAUACAUCUGGAAACCUGUGAUGAACCUAUUACAUCGAUCCAGACAACUGUUGAAUUAGAAACGAGCCAUAUCGGAAAAGGAUGCGACAGGGACACUUAUUCUGAAAAAUCACUCCACAAACUUUGUGGUGCUGUUUCCGGAACAGUUGAUCUCCUUCCCUCACCAAGUAGCAGUACAAAUUGGACCGUUGGUCUUCCUACUGACAAUGGCCAUGAUAGUGAUCAGGUCUUUGAAUUCAAUGGCACACAAGCUGUGAAAAUCCCAGAAGGUGUUUUGACGACCAAUCUACAGGAACCAUUUACAAUUUCUGUGUGGAUGCGCCAUGGGCCUGGUUCCAGUAUUCAUGGGGACAAGGAAACUGUUCUUUGCAACUCUGAUAAAGCAGAGAUGAAUCGUCAUCACUACUCCCUUUAUGUGCACAACUGUCGUCUGGUUUUCCUCUUCCGUCAAAACCCUUCUGAAAAUGAGAACUUCCAUCCAGCAGAGUUCCAUUGGAAACUGGAUCAGGUGUGCGAUAAAGAAUGGCAUCACUAUGUGCUAAACGUUGACAUCCCUACUGUGGCCCUAUAUGUGGAUGGGGUAUCAUAUGAUCCAUUCCUAGUCACUGAAGACUAUCCUCUCCACCAUUCAAAGAUUGAUACUCAGUUGGUGGUAGGAGCAUGUUGGCAAGAAUAUACAGGAAGCGAAAAUGAAACUGUGACUGAAGCCUAUCCAGGUGGUGAACUUCGCAUGACUCAGUUCUUUCUUGGCAAUUUAGCUGGUUUGAUGAUUCGAGCUGGCAAACUUGAGAGUAAAAAGGUGAUUGACUGCUUGUACACCUGUAAAGAAGGACUGGAUCUCUUGGAUUCUGGGAAUGGUUACAAAGGUGUGAUGAUUCACUUCAAUCCCACCCAAUCACUCCUUAGCAUGGAAGGGGAUGAUAUUGAAAGCUUCGACAAGAGUAUGCAGCAUGUAUCAUAUCUCAAUUCUAGGCAGUUUCCAACACCUGGAAUUAGAAGAUUGAAAAUCAGCACAACUGUGAAGUGCUUCAAUGAAGAGACUUGCAUCGCUGUCCCAGAUGUGGAGGGCUAUGUAAUGGUGCUUCAGCCUGAUGAACCAAAGAUAAGCCUGAGUGGGAUUGAUCACUUUGCACGUGCUGCCUCUGAAUUUGAAAGUAACAAUGGUGUUCCACUGUUCCCAGAGCUGAAAAUCGUUAGCACCAUCACAAGAGAAGUGGAACCAGAGGGAGAGGAUGAAGAUGAGCCUACAGUCCAAGAAUCUAUGGUAUCUGAGGAGAUAAUGCACAAUUUGGAUACGUGUGAAGUCUCUGUUCUUGGAGAUGAGCUGAAUGCAGAACAGGAAAGCUUUGAAGUUGAUCCAUCUCAGCUCCAGCAAAGGGGAAUGGAGAUGAGCAACUCAUCCACUGGUUUGAUAAUCACAGGUGUGAAUACAAUGGCAAAUUAUGAAGAGAUGCUGCAUUUGAUCCGUUACCGAAACUGGAACAGCGAGUCACUGUUUGAAAGGAAGUUUAAAAUUGUUUGCUCAGAGUUGAAUGGACGCUAUGCCAGUAAUGAAUUCAAAGUUGAGGUAAACGUAAUUCACACUGCUAAUCCGGUGGAGUACCCCAACCAUGUAUUGGCACAGCCGGAAUUUGUACGCCCAGUUCAGCAUGCUUCUGUCGACUUGUCUGGCCACAAUCUGGCAAAUCCUCAUUCAUCCUCAGUUGUUCCUAGUGCAGCAACAGUUGUCAUUGUGGUUUGCGUCAGCUUCCUUGUCUUCAUGAUAAUCCUUGGCGUUUUCCGAAUCCGAGCCGCACAUCAGCGGACUAUGCGGGAUCAAGAGAAUGGGAAAGAGAAUGAGAUGGAUUGGGAUGAUUCAGCCUUGACAAUUACAGUAAAUCCUAUGGAGACCUAUGAGGACCAACAUAGUAGUGAGGAGGAAGAGGAGGAAGAGGAGGAAGAAAGUGAAGAAGGUGAUGAGGAAGAUGACAUUACCAGUGCAGAAUCUGAAAGUAGUGAGGAAGAAGAAGGUCAGCAGGAAGACCAGCAGAAUGUUAACAGACAGCAGCAACUCGAAUGGGAUGACUCGACUCUUACCUAUUGAUUUCCCUGCUGUUGCUUUGUGCUUUUGGAGACUUUGUUGCUCACUCCAUCUGACCUAAGGAACCAUCUUGCACUUUUUUCUUGUCAUCUGAUGAGUGACUUUAGCUAGACAAUACACACAAUUUUCAGGACUGUCCCCUUUGCUCUAAGAGGCAGCUUUGCUAUUUUCUGUUUCCAUUGAAAAGAGAAAUUGCAUUGAGUAGCGUUUAAAGUUGCUUGGUUUUGGCCUGGUCAUAAAUUUUUUUCUCGUGCAUGUGGAAAAAAAUUGCAGAAAAGGUCGAUUUACGUAGAGAAAUAACAAGAUUUUUAAUAUUUUGUAAAUAUAUUGAAAUUAUGUAAUUAAUGUCUUUGUGGUAGUGAAAACAGGGAUUGGCCAAAUGAAUUGGGAAAGCAGAAAUUUAAAGAGACAGUUUGAUAAAGUCAUCCUUACUGAUGCCACAUGGAGUUGUACUGCUGCAGUAUACAUUUCAAUGUGUUCAAAUGUUAAACUAAAUUGAGAUUAUUGGAGCAAUUUUAACUGCUCAACCAGCACAAACCAAUAUUUAGGUUUUAAAUGCACUGUGCUGUUUGGCAUAGAACUCCUUGCUCAUUAAAUGUCUUCUACUUAAAAGGAAGGUAAAGAUUAACCAGAAUGGAGAAUUAGCCACUGCUGAGUAAAAGUUAAUUACAUUGGGUGACUGGGCUAUCAGAAAGCAGAUCCUGUACAGACCAAGCAAAUCUAAUACUGUCUUUUUAAAUUGAAUGCUGUAUGAUGGGGAGAGAUGGAUUCAAUAAACUUGAGGCUUUCUUUGUGAACCAACCCUGUUGGAACAUGCACAUUUCAAAUAACUAUCAAUAGUUCCUGUACAUUGAAUUGUACUGUAGUUUUAAACUAUUUGUUUACAUUUAGUAAACUUUGGUUUCUCCUGGUAAUAUUGUAGUUGGAAUUGUACAAAGAAAUUGGCUCAUUUGUGAAUCAUGUGUUUGGUUUUAAAACAGUUCUCUGCCUCCAUGUUUUUAAAUGAAUUUUUAAUUGAUAUGAAAGUGUUUGCCAGAAAGGUGCUAAAAUAUGCAGCUUCGGUGAGAUGUACAUAGCAGACCUGACUGAAGAAAGGAGGAGAAAUUGAAAAGGAUCUCUGAGAAUUUUCAAAAUUAUUGGCAGGAUUAUAACAGAUGAAAAAUUUGAGAACUUUUGUGACUGAGGUAGUGUGUAGUGAAUACAAGGCAUUAGAUUAAUUUGGCUUCUCAAGAAAACUGAUGUAAUGGACUAAUGUGUGAUUUUGUCCUUUUGUCAUCCCUGAAUUACUUAGUGUUGGAAAAAGUCUUGCACAACUUCAAAGUUUUAAGCAUUGCAACAUUGCUACAGUUUUACAUCCUGAAUCCAGGAGUGUUGACUGUCACUUCAAAUAGGGAUAUCCAAUGGCAUUUCAGUACCUAAAAGAAAGAAGGGGAAGUGAAAUUUGUAGGUUUGCGUUACUUAGGAGUAAACCUUGGAAACCGGAAGUUCAAAUGUGGUUAAGCAUUGCUUAUGGUAUCAAAACGACAGGAAGAGGCUGCCCUCUGUCUGGUACAGUUCUUAGCUGCUUUGUGAAUGCCAGUAUCAGUAAUUUGUACUGAUAUUUAUCACCAAAAUUCAGAUAUUAUACUGGCUAAACUGUUCCUCUCUGCAAAUUAGCUUUCCACAAAUGUUUUGGGUUUUCCAAGAGGUCUGGCUGGUGUAGUGGUGAAAAGGAUAGUGACUAAUAUUUUGUAGAAUUGGCCUGUUAUUGGAGAGAGAAAAAAAACUGCUACUGGUGGAAAAUUGGAAACAUUGUAUACAAAGCAUUAUAUUCCAGAGUUGGCCUAGAGUAUUUAUGCUACUGGUGGAAAAUAUGUUUGGACAGUACUGAAUUAGUCACUUGUUAAAGAUUGAAAAUGAGAUUUCUACUGAAGUCCAUGUGGAUGCAAGGUUUUUGUUUAAAUGCAAGUUAAGAAUGUAGAGCUUUGUACAAAAUGCAAUUUUGUUAGGAUUUUUGUAAAUCCUUUACAGACGUAUAGCAUCUAGUCGCUGUGGCCACAGUCAUCCCUUGAAACCAGGUCUGUUUUUCUUGCUUCUCCCAUUCUUUGGAUUAGGAUCUGUUCCUGGGGCAGAAACAGUAAUAUGAACUGGAUUGAGAUGAGCUGGUUGGGAGUGCCUUGAUUUUUGCAAUUAGCAUAAUUAAUGAUGUACAUCUAGGAAGUGGAAUAGUCAAAAUGUUUUGUAACUUUAAAUUGUAGAUUGCCUAACAGUGGGGAAAUAUGGUUUUACUUGUUUUUUUGUCAAGUUUAAACAAGUGAUAGUUUUUUUUCAAAGUUGGAAAAGUAUAAAUCUUAUGUUUAAAGUAUUUGUCUGACAUAGAUGUUUUGUGUUCAUGUUGUGUAUGAGACUUGAAGUCUAUCCAUAUAUUGUCAUCGUAGAUAAUGUAUUAGACUUAAAGGCUAUCAUGUUAAAAGCUAACCAAGGUGUAAUCAUGUUAUUACUUGUAUGUAGCCAAUAUGGGUAUUACCUACAGAGCUGUAUGAUAGACAAGUAUGAACAGUCCUUGAGCUACAAUAAAUUUCCAGCUGUAAACACUACAAUAUUGUCCAGCAUGUUUUAAUGAGUUCUGUUGUAUGUGGUUUCUUGAGGUGAUCACAGUUGCUGCCCGUUGCACUGCAGUGUCAAAAUAAAAGAACCUUUAAAACCA